Messenger RNA from Neocloeon triangulifer, 1830 nucleotides. Its product is annotated as alpha-glucosidase-like. The transcript has 10 exons. The record is from RefSeq and is a predicted model, not a curated record. Gene Ontology annotation, biological process: carbohydrate metabolic process. The coding region runs from base 54 to 1778 and encodes 574 amino acids. NCBI's taxonomy places the organism in Eukaryota, Metazoa, Arthropoda, Insecta, Ephemeroptera, Baetidae.
UGUCACUUACAUGAGAAUUUUCUUCUUUAAUUCUUAUUUAGACGGCCAUUAUCAUGCUUUACAGGCUUUUAUCGCCACUCGCAGUAAUUUUACUAGUAAAUGGCCAAACUGACGAGUGGUGGCCGACGGCUACCCUCUAUCAAGUUUAUCCACGUUCUCUAAAGGACACAAACGGCGAUGGUGUUGGCGACAUUAAAGGCAUAACUGAGUCGAUUCCACACUUGAUUGACGCCGGAAUUGACUGCGUUUGGCUUUCGCCGAUAUACAAAUCACCCAUGAAAGACUUUGGCUAUGACAUUUCUGACUUUUUAUCGAUUGAUCCAAUUUUCGGCACUUGGGACGACUUUCUUGAACUAGCCAGAGUAAUUAAAGAAGCAGGUUUGCGACUGGUCAUGGACAUUGUGCCAAAUCACACGAGUGACAAGCAUGACUGGUUUUUAAAAUCAAUCAAUAGGGAAGAUCCAUACACAGAUUAUUACAUUUGGAGGGACUCAUUAGGGAUAGACCAAAAUGGCACGCAAAUUCCUCCAAACAACUGGAUAAGUGCUUUUGCUGGUUCUACGUGGGAAUGGAACGAACAACGGCAGCAAUUUUACUUGCAUCAGUUUACGGUGGCGCAGCCAGACUUGGACUACCGCAAUCCUUUAGUUAUAGAGGAAAUGAAGAAUGUUUUGCGCUUUUGGCUGGAGAAUGGAAUGGACGGUUUCCGCGUAGACGCCCCAGGACACAUUGUCGAGCACAUUGACUUCCUGGACGAGCCUCCCACAAACGACCCCAACUGCCCACCGAUGCAGUUCUGUCAAUUGCAGCACAUCUAUACAAUGAACCAGCCUGAAACGCUGGACGUACUUCGAGAGUUCAGAAAAGUGAUAGAAGAAUAUGAAGUUGCGUCUGGCGAGAAAAAGGUGAUAAUGAGCGAGCCCACAAACAAUAUUGUUGACACGAUGUCUUUUUAUGGUACUCCUGAUGACCCACUGAUGGAUUUUCCUUUUAAUGUCAAUUUCGUAUUUGACAUAAAUAACCAAACAAACGCCUCCACUUUAAAAUACGCCAUAGACAAUUGGAUCGAUAAUAUGCCUGCGCACGCCACGGCUAAUUGGGUGAUGGGCAACCAUGACCAGCCUAGAAACAGAGAGAGGCAGGGCGAGGAAUUUGCCAUGGCCCUCAGCAUGGUGAACCUUCUGCUCCCAGGCAUCUCCAUUACCUAUUAUGGCGAGGAGAUAAAUAUGGACAACACUUUUGUUUCCUGGGCAGACACUCAAGACCCUCAAGGUUGCAAUGCGGGGCCUGAAUAUUAUCAGAGAUUUUCAAGGGACCCUGAAAGAACUCCGUUCCAAUGGAAUAAUCAAACCUUUGCAGGGUUUACAACUGGAAAUUCUACGUGGCUACCCGUGAAUGAAAACUAUUUGUAUACAAAUUUGGAGGAUCAGAAGUUACCCAAUAGGAUCAGAAGCCCCUUCAAAAUUUUCCAGGCGCUCACUGCUGCUAGAAAAACAGAGGCCAUUAUAACUGGUUCUUUCGAACAUCGCGUUUUGACUGAAAACGUUUUUGCCUUUGUGAGGGAGGCACCGGCGGCCACUUUGAAUUAUUUGGUUGUGGUUAACACGGGAUAUGCUGAAGACCAGGCAAAUGCAAAUGAGCAGUUUCCGCAGUUGCCUACUGUAGGAACAGUUUAUACGUCUACAAUUUCAUCAAAUCAAGAAAUUGGUGACGUUAUAAAUCUGAAUGCGAUAAAUUUGCCUCCAAGGGGUGGUAUUGUGAUUACUUUUACGCUGUAACAGUUGUUUUAUUAAAUGCUAAUAAAAAGUACUUUACAAUUAAUUUCUGAAU